CGGCAGAAUAAUCGGGCUGUUUGCACUGAUGGAGGUUACGGGGGCGGUAAUCGAGUUGUAUCAAAUGUGCCGCGCCGCGGCGUCCAAGCCGGCGGAGAGCGAACAUGACAGCGGGCUCAUCCACGUGGAAGAUCUCAAGAAGAUCCUGCUGCAACAGUUCCAGGACCAGACUCCCGACAAAAAGGCUGCCCUCGAGGCCUUCUUGGUGCGCAGGAAGUUCGGUCUGUCGGAGGAGAUGGACUUCCUCCGGUACUGGAAAGACAUGGAGACGCUGCUCGAGAGCAUCGGCAUACCGCUGGAGGAAGACGACACACAGCACAGCGGCGGCGAUCGGGCCGAGGAAGACAAUCUCACUGCAAUGCGACGGUUUCGAGACGGCAUCCUGAAGCUGAAGGUCUCUGCUCAUGGGCAGCUCCCUUUGUGCACGAUCCGCGCUGUGCUGAUGGAUGUGAGGGAUGCCGCCAAGGACCCCUUCUACUGGGACGAGGUCAUGAACGAGCUGCCGGAUGACGACUCGUAUCUCUCUGUCAAGGAGGUCGGGGACGCUCUCUUCCAGUGGAUGCUCGAGUACUGGGAGAAACGUACGUACGCAUGUCUUCCGCAUGAGAACCGAUUCCCUACGCAUCACCUUCUCCCCCUGUGCUUCAGAUGCCGAUUCCACUGCUGAAGGCAGCCGCCGAGCCACCCAUGAAUCUGACAGGCUGCCUGGUGAAGAGCCGCAGCCCAGUCAGCUCCUUAACCGCCCAUCUGGAGCCAGGGCAUCCGAAGUGUCAUCGAUCGCUUCAUCGUCGCGCGCCGCUUCGAGGCGACAUCGAAGACGGAGCAGCAGUGCUGUGUCGCUGACGUCGAAGGUAAGUACGGGCAUCGAUCGUCUGGUGACGGGACACUCAUUUGGUGUCUCUGUCUUGGUGUCUCUCACCAGCCUGACAUAGGUUCCUCCCGUGCUGGCGUGUAUGAGAGCCAGGCGACGCCCACAGGUAGACAAACCUAGACAGCACGGAUCACCUGGUCUGCUCCUGAGGGUCCUGCUUUUCGUUUUAGGAUCGCUGGAUGCUCUGAAGGAAGAGCUGGAGAGACUGCAGAGGCACCUGGCCAAGACGUCAGCUGUGAUAUACGAAAAAGGCGGAACAGGAAACGUCCAGCGCCUGUUCGUGGUGUUGGUGUAUGAUUCUCUUCCAGAGAUCGCAAGGACGGUCGAGUGUGGAAGCUGCUGUCGUCGAUCCUCGCUCACCUGGCGACCGUCGAACCCCAUCUGUCAAGCUACCACGAGGCGAGAAAGGGACAAAGAUGCUGAGUCUUUUUUCUUUGGUUCCUGUCUGCAGGAUCUUCGCAAUGCCCGUCAGAAGCUCGGCCGCAUGGCGGUACAUUGCACUAACACGAAAGCCACGUCUGUCGCUCAUGGGAGACACGGUCUCUCCAUUGUAAUUUGCUGCAGGAGAUCACAGCAGAUUUGCAGAGGCGACUGAGGGAGGUACGCAUUCGCUACACUACAAGCUGACCACGCGCGCAUGAUAAAUGCCUUGUCUCUCGCAAAACGAGCGGCUGUGCAGCGACCAGCAGCAGGAGCUCGAUCGGCUCUUCAACCAGGCGAGAGAGACACGAAAGCAAGCAGACGCUCAAGAGGAGUUUUUCUUCCUUUGUUCAUCGGACAGAAUGAGUCAAGGCGUCGAGAUGACGACGAACGCCUGGAGGAACUGCAGGUCAUGCUGUCACUACAGCCCUCCUCAGCUGUCUUUCUGCAUGGCCACCUGUCCGUCCUUUGCAGAAAACGCGAGACGAGCUGAGGGCCUCGACACAUCGAGCCACUGUCAUGAGUGAGUCCCUGGAGUGCUUCAAGGCCGAAAGGGAGGAACUGCACCGGGAAUGCGAAAGACUCGUGAGUCACAACCGCUCUGCCGUCACAGGCCUCACCUGACUGUGCUGUGUGGCGUUUGGUGUGUGCAGCGUCGCCAUAUUGCCCAGUCGUUCAGCGCGUGCCUCCAAGCAGACCUGCAGCACCAACAGGCAGAAACCAUACAGGAACUACAAACUGGUACACGGGCAGGGCCGACCAAAGUGUAGUGCAAGAACCCUCAUGUGCCUGUGGCCGCUGCGUCUCCAGAGCUGACUUCGUUGCGUGAGGCCAUGUGCAAGGCCGAGGAAGACAGAAAUGUCCUGCAAGGUACAGGCGGGAAGAAGAAUUGUUUCCUACAAUUUGUCUCUCUGCUUCUUGAAGAGUCUCUGCGUUCCUACGCCGCCUUUGCCAUUGAAAAUGAUGAAGUACCAAUUGUCGUCUGACAAAUCGCCCAAAGUGAGCGGGGAAAUGUGUGUGUCGGGUGAUCAGGUGGCCACAAACCUCGAUCGCGCUUCUCAGGAGGUAUGCAAAUUGUAUUUGAGAGAGACUGCGUCAGGGCCAGCUUACCACAAACUCCUCCUUCUGGAUGAAGCAGCCAAAGUGCAGCAUUGAGCACGCCUCUGCAAUGCAGCAGAGGAUCGCCGUGCUGGAACAACACCUCCAGGUGGCACUCAUGGGUGACGAGAUCAAAGACUCUCAUCAGGCUAUCUCACGCUUUGUGCGCUGCAUUCAAUCGUGCAGGCUAUGGCCAAGAAUCUCAGCGAAAAAGAGGUAUCUUUCGAGAUGCUUUUGAAGUCGUUGUCUCCCGCAAUGCUACUGACCAGGAUCAGCUGAGAAGAGCGACUGAUGGCGAGAGCGAGAGACUCAAAGAGGUGCGAACUUCAGACUGCUGUGCUCGACCCAUGCUGAGCAUCCUCUCUUACAUGCAGGUCGAGUUGCUGACUCAGAAGGUCCGCCAGGCCGAGCAGCUGCUGGAACAGACAAGGGCCACAAGAGACCAGCUCAUUCAAGCAGGUAAACGCCAAUUCAUUCUUGAACAGACACUCUCGGGUUGUCUCUCUAUGCAGUCCAAACGAUGGGGAUAAAUCUGCACGCAUCUAAGCAACGCAAUGUUGACGGUAGGUGCAUACGACAGGAAGGAACACGAGCUGCUGUCUUGGCUUGCACACCCAUCGCCCUCUGUCAUCCAGGCAAUCGUGGCGUGAAGGGUCUGCAGACGUAUGUCAAGGUUCUGCACAAGAACAUCAGCCAGCUCGAGACAGACAUACACCAGCUGUACGGAGGACAGCACAAAGGACAUGUGCCAUGUCUCUGAAUUUUCCUGUGUAUUUUCGUUGUUUCAGGCGCGCUCACUGGCAAUCAGCAGAGGCGCCAGACAUUACCAUGGUGAGGAAUGACUAUUGUGUUGGACAUCUUUUCUCCCUUUACCCAUUUGCCCAGCCCGAGCCCAUCUCGUCGAGCCUCCAGGACCAGAUCCUGCGAGCCAUCGGUACGCACAGGAACGACAACAGCGUGGACACUGUGCACCAUGGCUGGUUGCUUCAGGCGAUCCUGCCGACAGGUCUCAGAUGGAGGAGCUGCAACGGGCAGUGCAGGAGAAAGAUGACCACAUACAGGCAUGCACUCGCUACGAAGAAGCCAAGAUCCCCAUGGAUGCAUGUCUCUGUCCGUGUGCUGCAGACCUUACGGCAGCAAAUCACGAGCAAUGAGGAAACGCUAGGUGCCCCACACGGAUCGACAGCCACCUUUCAUACAUCCUGUGUCUUUUUGUGGACCAGCUCUUCUGCAACGCCAGCAGGAGGAUCGCGAAGGCCGCUUGGAGAAGCUUAAAAUUAUGAUACAACAACGAGACGAAGAGAUACAGGUACUUCACAUCUCACGGGCAGCAGUCGCAGCAGUCUCAACACAUAUCGUCGUCUGUGUGUGCAGCAACUGAAGGCGCGGACUGAGGCUGAGAGUGAGGAAAAGGUGCUGGUGCGUCGGUUGAGGGACGAGGUGCGGGUGCUGCAGAGCGAGAAGGAGGCACUCGAGCAGGAAAACGACCGCAAGGCAUGUGACGAUUGCAGCUUUCUCGUCAGCCACAGAAUUGGGAAUGCACGACUUUGUGAAUGUACAGGGUUGCGUGUCUGAGAGUGUGUUCAAGAUAGAGGAGAGAAAGCUCAUUAAGCGGAUACAGCAGCUGGAGAAAGAUCUGACCGUGGGGCAUAUAAGCCAUUCAAAAAGACGUGCGCAGAAACAACUCAGGAUGUUCCCUCCAUUCCGACAGACGAAAGAGGCGAUGCUCAAGAGGCUUCGUCAGCAGGUGGGUAUCCAGGUCACAUUCCCGAAGCGACAACUUGCAAAUGCCCCAGAGUCUUUUUCUCUCCGGUGGUCUGCUCAGCUUGAAGAGAAGAGCUCCAAGGUCCGCCGACUGCAGCAAGAGAUAGACGAAGUAAGUUAAAACAAUCAGGCACCCACACCCUCCUGAGCAGACCAUGCAUCGCUCCCUCCUUAUCCAGGCCCGGAGAUCCGAGCAGCCAGAAGGUGAGCAAACAUCGAGACGCAAGCUAAUGAUUUUCAUCUGAGAUGAUUCUCCACUGUACGACUGCGUUUGGCAGGCACUGUGGAGACAUGGCAGAAGAACUCUUCCCGGCUUCCGUAAGCCUGCCAUCAUCUCCCGCCAGUACGUUGCAUCCAUCCCUCCCUCCCUCUGUCUGUGUGCAAAAGCCCUCUGCGCGGCUGGUCAGAGGACUCAGACUUCGAUUCCUUCAACAGACGAAAACGUACAUACACAACUUACGACGUGCAUUCCAGACACCCUCACGCAGACAACCACCCUGAUUGUCAGGCGUGCCAUUCCUCUCCGAUGACCCGCCAAAGGCUGGCGGCGAUGGGACGCCACAUGGCAAGUCGAGGAGGCGCGCGCAAGGACACCGAAGCAGGGGAAAUACCCUGAUCAGAGGUGAGGGAAAGAAAGGGGAUACGCGAGUGACCCAGCGCCUCGCAUUUCUUCCAGAGCGGCGCAAACGGCUCCACAAUCGUCUGGCUGACAGCGACGGUGAGAGGUAGUGAAUCAUCCACAUUUUGGAUAGAUACGGACUACUCUGCCAUGUCUGCAGGUAAUCGCGCCCAUCGACAUCGCUCUGAUGCGAAGGAAGGUGAGGAGGCAGCCCAAUAUAAAACAACGUAUCGUGACCUGCCGUGUCUCCUUUCUUGCAUCAGACAAAGCAUUGCUCAGCAUCUUCUGGUGGCCGUGUGGUGAGCGCGGCAACACAAGGCACGGAACACACACACUCAUAUGCAUUCACCCCCUUCCUUUCAGCCUCAUUCGGUAAGCCGACCACACCUGUGACGACAGGCCGGCCACCAGAGCGUCGGUCGUCCAGUGGAGGGCGCGUUCGGCUUCACUCAGCGUCGCUGUCGAAACGCUUCAAUGCCCAGCUCCAGAGAAGGCCGCAGGUGACGGUGAAUGAUCAUUGAAAAAGUGAGGCAUUGAUAGGAAGUGAUAGUGCAGCAGAGCUGUAGGUUGUCGGUGAGCUGAUGAGGAU
Molecule: messenger RNA, 5361 nt
Organism: Vitrella brassicaformis
Lineage: Eukaryota; Vitrellaceae
Source: the annotation of a GenBank genome assembly